This is a messenger RNA of Salvelinus namaycush (lake trout), 3490 nucleotides long. Its product is annotated as caspase-6-like. Bases 53 to 961 code for a protein of 302 amino acids. Gene Ontology annotation, biological process: proteolysis; apoptotic process. Gene Ontology annotation, cellular component: cytoplasm. Lineage: Eukaryota; Metazoa; Chordata; Actinopteri; Salmoniformes; Salmonidae. The transcript has 8 exons. The record is from RefSeq and is a predicted model, not a curated record.
GAUACAUUUUACACAUUUUGUGUACACAUUGAAAGGAGAGUAGACAGCAACCAUGUCGUGUCCAGGGAAUAAAGACACCAAAGGAAGCUUGGAAAAAGACAGCAAAACUUCACAUAGGACAGGUCCUAGUGAGAACCUUACAGAAACAGAUGGGUAUUUCUGCAGCAGUUCUUUCUCUAUGGACCCUGCGGACGAGUAUAAGAUGAACCACAAGCGGCGAGGCCUGGCUCUCAUCUUCAACCAGGAACACUUCUUCUGGCAUCUGAGGAUGCCCUCCCGCAACGGGACCAAUGCUGACCGCUCCAACCUGGUCAAAAGAUUUGAGGACUUGAACUUUGAAGUGCAGGCCUUUGAUAAUCUGAAGGUGGAGGAAGUUCUGGAUAAAAUCAGUCAGGCGGCUGAGGCCAACCAUGCUGAUGCAGACUGCUUCGUGUGCGUCUUUCUGAGCCACGGAGAGAACGACCACGUCUAUGCUUACGACGACAAGAUUGCUAUCCAGGACAUCACUGCCCUGUUCAAAGGAGACAAGUGUAAGAGCCUGGUGGGCAAGCCCAAGAUCUUCAUACUACAGGCGUGCCGUGGGGACAAGCAUGACGAUCCAGUGACCCCCAUGGACGUGGUGGACAGCGAAGUGCAGACCAACGAGGUGGUGGUGGACGCUGGGGUGGUCUACACCCUCCCUGCUGGCGCGGACUUCAUCAUGUGUUACUCUGUGGCUGAAGGCUACUAUUCCCACCGCGAGCCGAUCAACGGCUCCUGGUACAUCCAGGACCUGUGUGGGGCCAUGCGGAAGUUUGGGGAUUCCCUGGAGUUCACGGAGCUCCUGACCCUGGUCAACAGGAAGGUGUCCAUGAGGAGCGUCGGGAAUUGUACCGACCGGACCGCCAUCGGGAAGAAACAGGUCCCCUGCUUUGCUUCCAUGCUCACCAGGAAGCUCUACUUCCGAGCCAAGAAGCAGUAAGGUUUCCAUCCACCGGGCAACUACUACGUCAUUCCUGAAUCCUGCUGUAGUUGUUUUGGAUGUUUUUGGGGAGAAAGGUGGUCCUUGACUAUAAUGUCUGGUGGUUCUUUUUGUUAAACGUUUGUCUAUAUUAUUUCGAUGUUUGUCUUGAGGACCAUGAAAUACACUUUAUCAAGCUGUGCAUAUUCCCUUUAUUCUAAUCAUCUUUCCUAUGAAACCAAAUGGAGAUCAUGUCAUUUGCUGACGAUUGUUGAUGCUGUUCUAUUUUAACAUUCUGUGGUGCCAAAGCUGACCUAAAACAAAGCAUGUACUAUACUGGUGAAACCUGCUUGGCUGCUCGGCUUCAGGCUUUCCUUGUUGGUGUUGACAGAGGUCAUGGAAUGUACCUGCAGGGCAGGUAAAAGAGUGACAUGAGAAUGGUAAUUGAGCAUUAACAUUUCAAAUUACUUUAUUCUCAGUCUGUUUGUGGAUAGCUAUUGGUUAAGAGGGGAUUCUCAGUCAGUAAAGGAUUUUGCAUCACCAGUCCCUUUAGGCCUUUCGAGAGAAUACUGCUAAUUCUUAGCAUUGAGUAAUGGUUCCCUGGGCUUGAUUUGUUUACAUCAACUAUCUGUGUCAAAUAUACAAAGAAAUGUGCACAUUGUUUGAAGGAGGCAGUGGCUCUGGGGCUAAAUCCCUACCUUGCAUCCAAAAGGUGUGGCUUUGAUCCUUAUCUCUUGUGCAAGUUUCUGCAACUGUCGUUGUCCGACAUAGGAAGAAAAGUGCCGAUUGGGUGGCUCUGGGGUUGAAUCCCUGGCUUGCAGCCAAGAGGAUAUGGGUUCAGUUCUUAUCUCUUGUGCUUUAGUCUACUGCACAUUUACGCAAAUGUCAAAAUUAAGUGUUAGUAGUGUGAAGGAGUCUGUGGCUCUGGAUCUCACCCAAAUAGCACAGGGUUGUAGGUUUGAACCUACUGCAGGACUCGAGCAUGGUUGUGUGGACAACGGGCUCUGCUGCAGAGCGAGUUAAGGCCACUAGAAGUGGUUGCCACAUCAAGAUGGCUGGAGAAUGGUGGCGUUGGUCCUAAGUAUGCAUUAAGCAGGGGAUGUUAAUCCUGGGGUCCCCUGCCAUAGUUCCUGAACACUAACCAGCAGUGGUUAUGGGAAAAAAUAUAGACACUUAGUAUCUCUCUUGAAAUACAGGCAUCUACUUUUUUCAGGGGUUUUUCUCCCUAACAACUGCUGGUUACAGGGAUGUGAACCCAAGGUAUUAACCCUCAUCAGUUCUCCAACCACAUCUGUGCCACCGAUUGCUUCACACUUCAAAACACAUAUUCAUAUGAUUGACAUGGACAUUGGGGAAACGUACACUAAAUCACAAGAGUAGAGGAUUGAACCCACAACAUCUUGGUUGCUGAGAUUUAACCCCAAAUCCUUCACACUUGAAGCCCUUCUCUUUGUAUGUUAGACAUCGACAGUUACAGAAACUGUCAAUCAAGCACAAGAUAUAUGGAUUAAACCCACAACCUCCAACCUCUUAAGGCAGGGACCAAACCCCUUACCCACGUCCCCAUCUGGUCCUCUGUAGUCAACAAGAUGAAAAGACAAUGAUGUGCCUCAAUAUGUUGCCUCCUCACUUGUUCUGUCAAAAAGGGAAUUUGUGUUUCUGUUUGCACUUGGAUGUGCUUAGUCUUUACAACUCAAAUGUAGUUUUCCAUGUUUUGAAAGCGGCAGGCUAAACGUGAACAAACAACUCCAAUAUGGAAAGUACCUCAGGGAGUCAAGUGUCUAGUGUUUCAAAGACGUUCAGUAAACAAGUUUGGUCACAUGACCUACUGUACUACUACUGACUCAGGAAAACCAAAGAAGUCAUAUACAUUGUUUACUGCCACUAUGGUAGUGCCUUUGUUUGGUAAUUCAAAUCAAUGGCUUUUUAAAUAACAGCUUUUUACCACUAUUCUUUUUUUAUUGAGAGUAUUUGACAGCUGUUUUCAUCUUAAGAUAAGAUCACUUUAUUGGUCAAUUACACCCCCCCCCCCCCCCCCGUACUGUUAAUCUUUUUAAAUAGCAUUUUAUAUAGCUCAUAUAAGACAACUCAGGGUACCAAUCAACCGACCAUCUCAUGUUUAAAAAAUAAAGAAAUCAUUGUUAGUCACUUGGAGAUAUUUACUAAAGCAAUGAUAACGCACAAGGUAUUACUAAUUUGUAUGUGAACCUGAGUGCUGGACACCAAUUCAUGUUUCUAUUUCUGAAGUGUACAAGAAAAUGAGGACCGUUUUAGUCUCCAUGGGUGAAUACAAGGAACCACUGCUUAGUAAGAGUAUUGUACUUUUCUUGUUAUGUGGUCCACCAGGGAAAUUUGUCUCUGACCUUUUGGGAGAUUGGCGUUUGCGCUAAUAGCAUUUGCACUACUAGAAUUUGGAGAGGUGUGUGGGGCUCCUAUAGAAUUAGAAUCUCUCAUUUAUAAAAUGACAGUUGUAAAACUGUUGAAAUAUGUUUGGGGUUUUGAUGAUUGAAACAAGUCUGAAUUGAGGUGCAAUAAAAUAUUGAAAUGUAA